Messenger RNA from Cloeon dipterum, 1609 nucleotides. RefSeq lists its product as uncharacterized. Gene Ontology annotation, molecular function: metal ion binding; single-stranded DNA endonuclease activity; nucleic acid binding. Gene Ontology annotation, cellular component: nucleus; mitochondrial inner membrane. The record is from RefSeq and is a predicted model, not a curated record. Bases 50 to 1366 code for a protein of 438 amino acids. Gene Ontology annotation, biological process: apoptotic DNA fragmentation. Lineage: Eukaryota; Metazoa; Arthropoda; Insecta; Ephemeroptera; Baetidae. The transcript is spliced from 5 exons.
CUACGUUGCUCACUGUUCAUCGGAGAGGGAAGGGAAAACAGCGAACACAAUGGGGGCGGCUUUGGUUGGCUCUCUUUUGGCGCUGUUUCUUGUUCAACAAUCAGAUGCUGCAAAAAUCGCAGAUCCAAAAUGCGAAUGGUUGCACCUAGAGAGUUUCGAGAACAACACAAAUCCAUUAUACCUCACUUAUCCAGGGAAAGAUGUACUGCAGCCGGUGGGCCACCAGCUUGUGCAAAAUGGAAAAAAGCAUUUCAAAUUCUCCGUUCCGCACGACGCAAUGAUCCUCGUAGCCUGUCCUGGGAGCAACGGUGUGUGCAGCAAGAACUCCAAAAAUAUUUCCGAGUUUAGAAGAUAUCGCAGCUUGUUUGUUGCAAUAUGCAACCACGAUAAUAAAAUGAUGCCCCACUUCGAAAACCCAACGAAUCUUGAGUUGGGAGAUUUGAUAUGCUGCGACGAUCUUAAGUUCGACGAACCAAAAUUGACUAGAAGCAGUAUGUGCAGUGAGGGGAAAUCGGACCACUUGACGUUAAUCAAUUUUGGGUUUGAUGUAAUACCGACCGUUUACUCGAUUGAUGAGUACAAAGUUGAGCACGCGUUCAGAUUCACUGCACUGCUCAGCUGCUACGACACGUCGCAGAAACGCGCAUUAUACUCCAUACACAAGUAUAUCCAGUACAAUCUAGGUGUAAAGGGAAAAGGAAUAGGAUACCAAGCGCUUGAUCGGAAACUCUUUGAUUCCGUCUUCAAAAUAGACAAUGAAUAUUUGCCCUACUUAUAUAAAGCUGCUGGUGAGAAAUUUGAUCUUAAUAGAGGUCAUCUGACUCCCGCUGCGGACUUCGCCUUCCCCUGCCUCAGGGAUCAGACUUUCUUCUACCAAAACGCAGCUCCACAGCUCAAAGAAAGAAACAAAGAAUGGGGCAAAGUAGAGGAAUCGAUACGGGAGAAAUACCAAACCGCCGUGAUUGUCACCGGAACAAGUAGGGAGGAAAAUCACGCCAAAUAUCUCCUUAUCCAAACAGAAGGAACAUACAAGCACCAUGUCUUGAUCCCGUAUUUAUUUUGGAAGAUUGUUUUUAUUAGUUACACUGAAAUGAGCAUUUAUAUCCUCCCAAACACAAAGGAGGCUGAAGGGAUGGGAACGUUUAACGAAAUUUUUGGAACUGAGACUACACCAGAGGAUGGAUAUAGUAGCACAGAUGAAAAUAUAAUAAAAAAAUGUCGUGAAGUUAUCCCUGAGAUGGAUCGGGUAUUACGCGAAAUCAAAGUAACUGAAACCCCUGAAGAAUUUUGGGAACGGAUCACAAAAACUCGUCUCCUGGAUAUCAAAAAUUUUAAAAAAGCGGAAAAGCAAAUGAAUGAAUCCUAAAUUUUUUAUCCGCUGUGGGAAUAUCUGCGACUUGUCUUUUGCUUUCUCUAUUAUGUACUAGUUAUCGGAAAUAAUAUAAGUUAUUUAUUUUUGAAGCGGUAAUAUUAUACAUUAUAUCCAAGGCAUAAUUAGUUUCAAAGUGAUCUGUUAUUCUACAAUGCGAUUUUCAUGUGUGCGUUGAUGAAAUUUAAUUUUCCAUGCGUGAUUGUGACGUUUUAACUUAAAUAUAUAGCCUCGUAUUUA